Mytilus trossulus (common blue mussel) is the source of this 1437-nucleotide messenger RNA. RefSeq names its product heat shock 70 kDa protein 12A-like. The coding region runs from base 1 to 1437 and encodes 478 amino acids. Lineage: Eukaryota; Metazoa; Mollusca; Bivalvia; Mytilida; Mytilidae. The record is from RefSeq and is a predicted model, not a curated record. The transcript is spliced from 3 exons. Gene Ontology annotation, molecular function: ATP binding; ATP-dependent protein folding chaperone.
AUGUUACAGAAUAUCACAACUGAGAUGACUUUAGAUGAUUUGUCUGGGAAACCUGUGGCUGCAAUUCACGUCUUUGGACUAUCUAUCAAAGCUCUUGUAGAUCAUCUGAUGGAUAUGGUUAAAAUACGAGGUAGUUCUUUAAAGAUGAAUGAAAUUCAAUGGGUCCUUACAGUACCAGCUAUUUGGACGGAUAACGCAAAGCAAUUUAUGAGGAAAAGUGCUGAAAUGGCUGGAAUUCCACCAGAAAGAUUAAUUCUAGCAUUAGAACCAGAAGCGGCAUCGAUUUUUUGUCAGUAUUUACCCACAGAGAAGCUACAAGGCAUUGAACAAGGAUUUUCAAUGGCAGAAACUGGUACGAAAUACAUGGUGGUCGAUCUUGGAGGUGGCACUGCUGAUAUUACUGUUCAUGAAAAGAUGGCAGAUGGAAAAUUAAAAGAACUGUGCAGAGCCAAUGGGAGUGAUUGUGGUGGAACAUCAGUAGAUGGUCGUUUUUUUCAGCUUCUUGUAAAAAUAUUAAGCGGUCCUUUGAUGAAGUCUCUAAGAGAUGAAAACCUAUCGGCUUACUUGGACCUCUUUCGUGAGUUUGAAACUGUUAAAAGGACAAUCGACUCAUCAAAAGCAGGAAAAAUUAAUAUGACUGUUCCUUAUGUAGCACUGGAUAAAAUGUGUAAAAGAAUUUUGAAAGAAGAUUUCCCUUCGGUUGUUGAGUCCUCGAUAUUUGCAAAGGAAAUUUCUUUACGGGGCGAUAAAAUAAGAAUAGAUGUCGAUCGGAUGAUUAAACUUUUUAAACCUACAAUUGAUAGCAUAAUUGCUUUGAUGAAAGAAGUUUUGAAGGAUAAAACAGCAUCUGGAGUGACACUUAUUUUGUUGGUAGGUGGUUUUUCGGAAUGUCGGCUCAUAAAGGAAAGCGUUCAUCAGGUUUUCACAAAUAAAAAGAUCAUUAUUCCUGACGAAGCUGGAUUAUGUGUUUUAAAGGGUGCAGUGUUGUUUGGACAUAGACCGGAUUAUAUCCAAUCCAGAGUAAUGCGAUUUAGCUAUGGCUUGGAAUCCUCCCAUCCAUUCAAUGAAAAGAAGCAUGACAUAAAAUAUCUGGAGGAAAUAAAUGGCGAAAAGAAAUGCAGGAAAAUAUUUUCAAAAUUAGUUUCGAAGGACGAAGCUGUGCAAUGUGGAAAAAAGGUCAUAAAGGAAUUUUUUACUCUUUUUGAGCAGCAAGAAAUGUUGAAUUUCGAAUUAUUCAUAUCUACGGAUGUUAAUCCGCGCUAUGUUGACGAAGUUUCCUGUACAUUCAUAGGAGAAAUGAAAAUGAAAUUGCCGAGUACAUGCAUGGAAAAAAGAUAUGUAGAUGUUGAAAUUGUAUUUGGGAAUACAGAAAUCGAAAUGACAGCAGUAGACCGAAAAUCCAACGAGAAGAUUAGUAGCAGUUUUAAUCUUGUUUGA